GGACAGCGUGUAAUCAAGCACCAAUCAGAAAUUCAAGUCUACCCCCUGUCGAAAAUCAAGUCUACCCCUUGUAAAGUGGGGUAAAAUAAAUCAAUUGUACUCCGUACAACAAUUGAUUUUGGACUGUAGGACUAGGCAUGGUAUGCAGACCAGAGUUCGCUCCUAUUACUGACCGUUCCGAGAUUAAAAGCCACAUAUGGCCUUUGAAAGAGUAUAUACAGCAAACACUACGCAGAUCGACCAUCUCACAGGUCGAUCAUGGCUAAACAUCAAGGCAACUCAGCGCAACAUCCCGUAAAGGGCAGCAGCUCCAAUGUGCCCAAAGGCUCUUUGUCCCGAAGCGCAAAAGUUGGAAUUUCCAUUGCGGCAGUAAUUAUUGGUCUGCUGCUGAUUACAUUUUGUUACUAUACGAUACAAGAACGGCGUCGUGCAAGGAAUGAACGAGAUAUCUUCAGUUGGAAUAAAGUCGCUCGCAAGACACUGAAUGCUGCCGUUUGCUUAUGGAUCUUCCUUCCAAUUAAUCGCUUUUUAAAACAGCGUCGUGCGGUAAAGAACGGGGCAUGAAGUCAGGUUGGCGCUAGAAACGGUGCAUCAUUCUAAAAUCUUGACGGAAUGGGGCAGAGUAUGAAGAGAGUCUCAUUCGUCAGUAAUAUAGCCAGUCUGCCUGUGGUGAUGAAUUGCUAGUAGCAUAAUCACGACUGCCUACCUACUGUGCGCGGUCAUAGUGGUAAUUUGACCAGAUUCGGUCCGCACACGUUACUGGGGUAUCCACGCACGCGUCGUGUCCUUUAGUUCCUUAAAUUACCAUUAAUACUAAAUACUGGC
Molecule: messenger RNA, 825 nt
Organism: Fusarium redolens
Lineage: Eukaryota; Fungi; Ascomycota; Sordariomycetes; Hypocreales; Nectriaceae
Exons: 2
Coding region: 259-564 (101 amino acids)
Source: RefSeq, a predicted model, not a curated record